AUGAUUGUCGCCGUUGUGUUGAGUAUUGCAUUUCCUGUGUGCUUCGUUGCAUUGCUGAUUGGUUGCCUUGACUGCCUGUUUAAGAAACGAAGAUUAGAGGGUUUCCGAAGUCGAGAUGCUACAGAUGGCCGACACACUAAUGCAUUUUCUGUAGACAUCUGUGAUGUCCCUAGCACGUCCGAGCAGGUUACAAUUGAACCGCUGCCAGAUAUUUUAUCAAAAGUGUCAGUCGCACCAGCACUGCGACCUCAGAUAACAUUUGUCGACAGAGGGGAGCAUGCAUCCACGGCACCACUUAUCAGUGUCCAACGCUCUUUUCCCCGGGAUCAUUUGACAUAUUUAAAUGAAAUUGGUUCUGGAUGGUUUGGCAAGGCCAUCGAAUCAGAAGCCAUUCAGAUUGUGGGUGGAAGUCUUAAAAGCCAUGUUGUGGUUAAAAUGCUCAAGGAUGAUGCUUCUAAACUGGAGCAGAAACAGUUUCUGGAUGAAGUCCAUGCUUACAGGUGUCUAGAUCAUGCAAACUUGAUGAGCCUUUUGGGUCAGUGCACUGAAACAGCUCCGUUCCUUGUCAUCCUGGAGUUUGCUGCCUAUGGCAGUUUGAAAAGUUUUCUUGUUGAGCACAGCCAGGACCAGGAAACAUUGGUGGCCAAAAAUAGAUACAUCAGUUUUGCAUUGGAUGCUGCGGCUGGGCUGGCCUGUUUGCACAGACAUGACUACAUACAUAAUGACCUUGCUGCACGUAACUGCCUUGUCAUGUCCGACUACACUUUAAAGAUUGGAGACUAUGGCAUUUCUGAUAACCUUUUCAAGAAUGAGUACUACAACACAGGUACUGAGCUGCUGCCCGUUCGCUGGAUGGCCCCUGAGACACUGGUCAAGUCUAACGGUGUCUGGACCACCCAGCCACACAACAAGAUGUCUGACAUGUGGUCAUUUGGUAUUCUUCUGUGGGAGAUUUGUGCAGUGGGUGAGCGACCUUAUGACAUGUUGACCGAUGAAGCCGUGCUGCAAGGAGUCGUCCAGGACAAGCUAUUGCUGCCUUCAGACGUGGACAUGAAGUUACCUUUCAAAGACAGGCUGUGGUCAGUCAUGACCCAGUGCUGGCGGGAUGCCUCGCACAGGCUGGAUGUGGUGCAAGCUUAUGAUAGUCUAAAGCAGCUUAUCAGGGUGAGGGUGGACACUGUGGACGCCGUGUCCGACUUUGACCAGAAAUGGAACCAGUUAAAACAGAACCAAGAGAGAGCACCUGGCAAUGACACUGACCUAGGAAGUCGGAUUGCCCUGGCUGGAAGUUUUGCCACCGAUGAUUCAUCUUCUCCUCCAGACAAGCCUUCACUCCUAGACAGUGAUGGUGGAGCGUAUGAAAGUAUCCAAAGUGAUGACUUUAUUAUAGACGUAGGUGAUGCUGAUGAAAUGCAUGCUCCUGUGUAUCAAUCUCCAGCUACAGUUUUGGCCAACUCAGUUAAAGCUACUGAAAUUCCUGUCCAGGCUAUCAUUCACCGCAGGAUUUCAGAUUCAUCUGAGGACCAAAUUUUUGUUGAGAACGAAUUCACAAAUACAUCAGUGUUGCAAAGUCAAAUGGCACCCAUACAAUCAGUUGAUCAAACAGCAGGGACGUAUGAAAGGCAUAUUUCCCCCAUACUUCCGGAUGCAAAGAUGAAAGACAUUAACAUAGUAAAGAAUGAUUUAUCCUUGGAGGUUAAAGAACAUUUCUCAAAUGUACUUACCAGUGAAGCACAGGAAGAGGACAAUGCCAACGCCAGUUGCUCAAACUUUGAGUCACGUCUGCUGACUGAUGAUGAAGAUUUUAGCGACUUUGUGCGCACAUCACCUACAGCUCCCUCACUUGAUUUCACAGACUUUGCGUCUGCUGAUAUCUCUGCUCAUGAUGUACACGUUGAUAGAGACCAACAGUUUGAAAAUGAGGCAUCAUCAGAUGUGCCUGGCAGUGACAUAGAAACACGCAAACAUGCGGACAUGCCAGUUGGAGCUGCAGCUAAAAACAUCAGUCUUGAUCAUGACCUUGAUGCAUUUUCUGACUUUGUCACUUCAGACCCACCUCAUAAGUUUGGCACUAUGGAAAUACUUACUGAGAACUUGGACACCGCUCCUUUCCAAGACAAAAAUCCAGGGCUGACUGAGAAAAAAGACAAUCCCUCCUUACUGGGUGAUGACAAAGGCACCUCAGACAGUGACAGUGAUACAUUUUCCGAUUUUGUUUCUUCAGUGCCAACACAAGAAUCAGACCGCGCACAUGAUGCCAAGUUGACAUCAACCAGCAUGAGUAACUCUGGUAAUCAAGAUAUUGCAUCAGUAAGUGUACUAUCAAGCCAAGACCGCAGCUUGGACAUUUCUUUCCCAAAACCUGUCCCCGAGUCACAGACUCAAAUGGAGAAUCUGUCCACUGCACCACCUAAUACAGAUAUAGACCUCCAGAUGCAAGGAUCUUUGAAAGACUUUGGGUAUGACAGUGAGACCAGCUCUGCUGCUGUAGACUUUAAUGUCAAAAAGACAUCAGGGGAGAAAAUAACAGCAGAUCAUAAUCAAAAUAUCUUUUCUUCAGAGCUGUUUCCAUCAGAUCUGUCAAGUCUGUCGUCUGACAUGUCCCUGUUAAUUCAUGAUAGUCUAGCAACAUCCAUAGAACAUGUGCCUGUAUAUUCAAAACAGCCGGAACAUGAUGCAGAUAUCGGCCAGCUCUCUGAGACCAGUGUCCAGCUCCCUGAGACAGAUAUCCAGUUCCCCGAGACAAAUGUCCACCAGCUCCCUGAGACAAAUGUCCAGUUCCCUGAGACAGAUGUCCACCAGCUCUCUGAGACAGAUGUCCAGUUCCCUGAGACAGAUGUCCAGUUCCCUGAGACAGAUGUCCAGUUCCCUGAGACAGAUGUCCAGUUCCCUGAGACAGAUGUCCAGUUCCCUGAGACAGAUGUCCAGUUCCCUGAGACAGAUGUCCAGUUCCCUGAGACAGAUGUCCACCAGCUCCCUGAGACAAAUGUCCAGUUCCCAAAGACAGAUGUCCAGUUCCCUGAGAUAGAUGUCCAGUUCCCUGAGACAGAUGUCCACCAGCUCCCUGAGACAAAUGUCCAGUUCCCUGAGACAGAUGUCCACCAGUUCCCUGAGACAAAUGAAUCUGGCAAUCUUGAUGUGCAGCCAGGCAUGUCUUUUGAUUUGCUGGACAGCCAGCUAGGCCAGGGGUCAGGGAGCUCUUCCAUCAUGUCUGUAGUGGAGAUCCUAGGAAAAGAAACCAGUCCUGGAGCUACACAAGUGGAAGCACUGGAUGCUCAGUUUGGCUUUGACCUGAUGCCUCCAGCUGUGGGGCCACAGGCACAACAAGAUGACCUGAUAACAGACUUGCACAAAUCAAAUGGAGAUGUAAAUGCAACACCUGCUGAACAAGUAGAACAACCGCUUAUCAAUUUUUGA
Molecule: messenger RNA, 3417 nt
Organism: Candidula unifasciata
Lineage: Eukaryota; Metazoa; Mollusca; Gastropoda; Stylommatophora; Geomitridae
Source: the annotation of a GenBank genome assembly